Messenger RNA from Fraxinus pennsylvanica, 1530 nucleotides. NCBI's taxonomy places the organism in Eukaryota, Viridiplantae, Streptophyta, Magnoliopsida, Lamiales, Oleaceae. The record is from the annotation of a GenBank genome assembly.
AUGGAGGCGGAUGACAUUCAAAAUCAUGGGUGUAAGUAUCCAAGAAUCAGCAAUGGAAAUGAAAGGAUUGAGUCAAGCAAAAUAGGGCAGAAAGGAGAUGAUUUGCAGUACCCUGAUGAAGAAGAUGGUGAGCCAAGAAGGGGCAGGGCUAACGGCGGUGUCGGAUUUGGUGGCGGUAUCGAUCUUGGUUGUGGUCUUGGUAGGUUUAAUGGCUGGCCUUCAUCCCGGAUAGUUCGGGUUUCGAGAGCAUCUGGCGGAAAAGAUAGGCACAGCAAAGUUCUCACCUCAAAGGGGCUAAGAGACCGGCGCGUGAGGCUCUCUGUGAACACGGCGAUUCAAUUCUACGAUUUGCAGGACCGCCUUGGCUACGAUCAGCCGAGCAAGGCGGUGGAGUGGCUGCUGAUGGCUGCUUCCAGCUCUAUUGAGAAGCUCCCUUCCAUUAGUACUACAUUUCCGGAUACUCCUAAGCAGCCGAGCGACGAGAAGAGGUCUAGCUCCGGUGGUAAUGAUCAACAUGGUUUUGAUUCAGAUGAAGUAGACAUGGAUGGCGGCGGCAGCGGUAAUCCUCAAGAGAUGGCGUCGAUGUUAUCCCAAUAUGGCUCCGGCAAGGUUGCCGGGCUAACCCUUUCCAGAUCUGAAAACCGGAUCAAAGCCCGGGAGCGUGCAAAGGAAAGAGUUGCAGAGAAAGAGAAGGAGAACGAGUCUCCUCGUGUUGAACAUUUGAACCCUCUUUCCCAUACCACUUCUUUCACUGAACUCCUCAGUGUUGGCAUGAAUAAUGUCAAUAACACCACCAAUCUUAGUGCCUCAGUUCACCAAAAUACUACUUCAAAUGAGUCGAAUUUUUUCCAGAAAUCACCUAGGCAAUGGUCAUCAACGCCAAUGGAUUACUUUACCAGUGGACUUUUAGGGCCAAUGGCAACUCGUCCGGGGCAAAUUCACUUAGGAGAUCCUCUAUCGCAGCGGGUUUGUUCCCCGCUGUUUAGCGUAUCGGAGGACCAUGAGCCGGAGCUCCAGCAUAUCUCGUUUGUCCCGGAACAUUUUGUUUCAGCUGUCACUGCACACAACAACAACAACAAUAAUCACAAUGGUGCUGACGAGUACAAUCUGAACUUCACAAUUUCAUCUUCAGCUGCUUCUUCAAGCCUUGCUGGCUUCAACAGGGGGACCCUUCAGUCCAAUUCUUCCUCGCCGUCACUUUUGCCUCACCUCCAGAGGUUUCCUCCCAUCGAUGGAUCUCCAAAUUUCUAUAUUGGCACAACCGCCGCACCGGUGGAGAACCACCACCAGUUCCUGUCUGGAUUCGACGCCCGACUGCAUAUUUCCUAUGUUCAUUUAACAUCCUUUUCCUCCAUCCCAUCUUCAGUUCAGGUAACUGAAGUUGAGAGAAGUUCCAUAUUCUUCAGGGUACGACUCGACAAUAUAUUGGAGUGGGUUAACGGAAAAUUUCUUGCCACAAGUCCUGAGCAAAGCGUACUUUCCCUAUCUCAGGCCAUCGGGUUACUGAUGUCGUUCUCUUAUGUUUGCUAA